AAUGCACGAACGCUAUUGGUCGAGAUACAGAGGGCGCGUCGCUCGAUCAUUAAUCCCCCAUUUCACGUCCGACGCGCUAACAAAAAGCGGAAUUUCAAAAUUGCGCGUUACAUUUCCAGUUCGACUCUCGUACUGUAAACAUCUAACUUAAUCGCAAUGCCACCCAAGACUAGCGGUAAGGCCGCCAAGAAAUCUGGCAAGGCCCAGAAGAACAUCUCCAAGUCCGACUCGAAGAAAAAGAAGAAGCAUAAGCGCAAGGAGAGCUACGCCAUCUAUAUCUACAAGGUGCUGAAGCAGGUCCACCCCGACACCGGUAUCUCCAGCAAGGCCAUGUCGAUCAUGAACUCGUUCGUGAACGAUAUCUUCGAGCGCAUCGCCGCCGAGGCCUCACGCCUCGCCCACUACAACAAGAGGUCCACCAUCACCAGCAGGGAGGUGCAGACCUCCGUCAGGCUGCUCCUCCCCGGUGAGCUCGCCAAGCACGCCGUCAGUGAAGGCACCAAGGCCGUCACCAAGUACACCAGCUCCAAGUAAGCGUCGCUCGUUCGUAUUUCGACACGACACGACACGCUGCAAGAGUGUGGUUUGUACGACAACCAAAAAGGCCCUUUUCAGGGCCACAAA
Molecule: messenger RNA, 624 nt
Organism: Leguminivora glycinivorella
Lineage: Eukaryota; Metazoa; Arthropoda; Insecta; Lepidoptera; Tortricidae
Product: histone H2B
Exons: 1
Coding region: 157-534 (125 amino acids)
Cellular component (GO): nucleosome
Molecular function (GO): DNA binding; protein heterodimerization activity; structural constituent of chromatin
Source: RefSeq, a predicted model, not a curated record